Molecule: messenger RNA, 1119 nt
Organism: Trypanosoma cruzi
Lineage: Eukaryota; Euglenozoa; Kinetoplastea; Trypanosomatida; Trypanosomatidae
Exons: 1
Coding region: 1-1119 (372 amino acids)
Source: RefSeq, a predicted model, not a curated record
AUGUUUCUUUUUGAUGCCAUGCGGCAUGCGGAGUGCUCCAUUUGCCUCCAGACGCUCCUUCCCGGCACGGGCUCGUCGGCAUCGCCAUCAAAUGGCGUCUCACCGGAAAAGAAGUUGCCGAGUCCCCCACGUGUAUCACCGGCGCCACAACUCGGGGAGGUUUCUUCACGGGAGGAGGAAUUUCGUAUUACGUUUGCGCCAGGCGUAUCACGGCAAGACACCACAGACGAUUUCAUGACUUUUAUCAACGCACUCGACAUGUACCGCCGUGCCGCGAAGAAACAUGGCAGCCGUCAUCGCACCAGUCGUGAGGUAGGCUGCGGAGUUACACCAUGCGGGGCCGAUCAUGGAAUUGUUGUGUUGCCGUGUGGACACCUGCUUCAUUUCCUAUGUGCCAUUCAACUGCAUGAGUACAGCAACCAUCCCACGUGCCCUAUUUGCCGUGAGGCAAUAAAAAGCCCGGAGGACUGUGUACUUUUUCUCCCCCUCUCACGUCCAACAGUUUUUCAACGUGGAAUGGCGGUGGAUGGCGAGGUCAACGCGUGUGACAUUAGUAGGACCGAUGAAGAUGGAGGUGACAACGUGCAAUUUACAGGUGAGGGUUCUGUGGCGCCGGCCGAUGUUUACAGGCGUCAUAUUCAACAUGAACUAGACGAGUUGAAGCGGCGACGUCGAAAUUUACGGAGUCGUGAGCAUUUCCUUACGAACAGCAGGGAUCAAUUAGAAGAGCAGUGCAUUUCGCUGGAACAGUCAGCGAGUGACGCCCGGCGUCGGUAUGACGUCUUGACGCGGCAGGGAACGGUGGGAUUGGACCGUCUUAAGGAACUUCGCGAUGUGGCACUCAAGACACAUACAUCGAUGGACCAACUAACAUUAGAGCUUGCCAGACUGCUGCGGCAACAACGCGAUCUUGAUCAGCAGCUGGAAAAAUACAGUCAGAGGCUGAAACGAGGGAGAUUGAGCGGCCGAGGAAUUCAUUCGGGUAGCGAAGGCGGAGGUAUUACGCGAGAUGAUGAUGAUGAUGAUGAUGAUUUACCAUUUUCUCUGCAAAAAAGACGACUAAAAGCCCCUAUGGCGGGGGUACCGUUCUCAUAUUAUGUCUCACGUGACAAGAAGUGA